AUGAUCAAGAUGUGGGUCUUUAAAGUGCUAAUAUUUUUCAUGAUCCAAUGUUCAAAUCUUGUAUGGGCUCAAAACUUCUACGACGAGGAUCCACAUCUAAUCGAACUUACACCAAAGAAUUUUGACAAAGUGAUUCAUAGAACCAAUUACACAUCCGUUGUAGAAUUCUACGCACCAUGGUGUGGCUACUGUAAACAGUUAAAACCUGUUAUGAAGAAAGUUGCUAAAAAAUUGGAUGGUAUUGUCCAAGUUGCAUCUGUUAAUUGUGAUUUACCCAAGAAUAAGCAGUUAUGUGCAGAGCAUAGAAUCCAAGGAUUCCCAACCCUGAUGGUCUUUAGACCCCCCAAGAUUGAUAUGUCAAAACCACAUUCACAAAGAGUGGAAUUGAGGAAUCAUGCUGGCGAAGUUUAUAAAGGUGAAAGAAAAAUGGCCCCAAUUAUAGAUUUUGCCGUAUCAAGAAUGAAGAAUUACGUUAAAAGGUUGUUGAACGUGAAUAAACUGGAAGAAAUAUUCAAAAAAUCUACCAGACCCUCCAUGGUACUUUUCUCCAAGAAGGAUAAGUUAUCACCGGUUUACAAAAGCAUUGCAUUGGAUUGGUUGGGAGUCUUCAACUGUUUCAUAAUCCCCAAUGGCAAGCUGGAUUCGCUAUCAUCGGAUGACAACUUAGCUAAAUCAUACCCUAACAUUUAUGGUUUCUUGCAAAGUAUCGCUCAUGACCAGAAAAAUAGUGAGAAAAGCCUACUAGUAGUCUUUGACCCUCAUAAUGACCAAUAUCAUGUCUUCCAAGGUGACUCACUAGUAAAACCACAGGUUUCUAAGUUCUUAACCGGAUCCAUUGGUCGCAAUCCUCAAGAGGGACCAGGUAGUAAACGCCAACAGUUUGUCGAUGCCGUCAAAAGCGGUAAGAACAAGAGGGUAAACCAUGAUGAAUUGUAA
This is a messenger RNA of Zygosaccharomyces rouxii, 936 nucleotides long. RefSeq names its product protein disulfide isomerase MPD1 (gene MPD1). The transcript has a single exon. The record is from RefSeq and is a predicted model, not a curated record. Gene Ontology annotation, cellular component: endoplasmic reticulum lumen. NCBI's taxonomy places the organism in Eukaryota, Fungi, Ascomycota, Saccharomycetes, Saccharomycetales, Saccharomycetaceae. Gene Ontology annotation, molecular function: protein-disulfide reductase activity; protein disulfide isomerase activity. The coding region runs from base 1 to 936 and encodes 311 amino acids. Gene Ontology annotation, biological process: response to endoplasmic reticulum stress.